CUCUACGGCUGGUUCUGCAGCCCGCGGUCCGUCUACCUCGUGCUCGAGUUCGCGCCCGGCGGCGAGCUCUUCACCGCGCUCGAGCGGGCCGGGUCCUUCGACGAGGACACGACGGCGGGCUACGCGGUCCAGGUCGCGUCCGGCCUCGCGUACCUCCACUCGAAGCACAUCAUCCACCGCGACAUCAAGCCCGAGAACAUCCUCCUCGGCCAGCCCGGCGCCGGCUCCCGCGGCGGCCCCGUGCUCAAGCUCUGCGACUUCGGCUGGUCCGUCCACGCGCCGUCCAUGCGCCGCGCGAGCUUCUGCGGCACCAUCGACUACGUCUCGCCGGAGAUGGCGCGCCACGAGACCUACGACCAGUCCAUCGACAUCUGGGCCCUGGGCGUGCUCACGUUCGAGCUCCUCGUCGGCGACCCGCCGUUCUACCGCGACAAGAAGCAGAAGACGCUCCAGGCGAUCUGCAAGGAGGACCCCAAGUACCCCAAGGGCCUGAGCCCGGGCAGCAUCGACUUCAUGAGCGGCCUCCUCCACAAGGACCCGGAGCGGCGCCUGAGCCUCGAGGAGGCGAAGCGCCACGUGUGGAUCCAGAUCUGCCUCCUCGACAAGCCCGCGGCCUGA
Molecule: messenger RNA, 618 nt
Organism: Aureococcus anophagefferens
Lineage: Eukaryota; Pelagophyceae; Pelagomonadales; Pelagomonadaceae
Exons: 1
Biological process (GO): mitotic spindle organization; protein phosphorylation; regulation of cytokinesis
Cellular component (GO): spindle pole centrosome; spindle microtubule; spindle midzone
Molecular function (GO): ATP binding; protein kinase activity
Source: RefSeq, a predicted model, not a curated record